UCCAUAAAUACAAACAUAAUAAAGUUUGGUUCAUUUAGUUUUUUCAUUAUGAAUAUGUAAACUUUUCAUUUGCUUUCUAAAACUGUAUGCAAAUGUAUUUGACUAUAGUUCUUUGUUUCCUUAUCUGGAGCCCCCUGGACGCGCUCCAGUGUAAAUGAAAUGUUCUGACGUCAUCAAUUUAUUUCAAUCACUGUUUCCAAGUCUGACGGUAAAUAGUAUAGGUGAACACCAUCAGGCAUUUCUAAAUAGCUGUCUUUGGCAAACUGCAAUUUAGAAUCCUAUUAUGUAUGUAACUUUACUUUUUUUUUUUUAUAAGGCCGUAUUAUUAAGAUGGAGCAUGAAUCAUAUGGGAUCCAGGUAAAUGGUAACAGUGUCCACCGUGAUUACGGGAGCCUCUACCAGGCAAAAAUGAAAAGCAAGAAGCCCAAAUGGAAUAUCAAAGCCUCUGAGAUGUCAAGAAAAACUUUUAACCCUAUCACGGCUAUCAUGGACAGCAUGAAGGUUGAACCGAACCCAAGCAAAAAUAUGAUAGCGUUGUCUAUAGGUGACCCAACAACUUUUGGAAAUCUUCCUACUGAUGACAAUGUUCUACAAGCUAUGAAGGAAGCUAUUGAUUCAAAGAGAUUUAAUGGCUAUGCACCUGCGAUAGGUUAUCAGAAAAGUCGGGAGGCUGUUUCCAGUUCCUACAGUUGUCCAGAAGCCCCUCUGGGUGCGAAGGAUGUUAUCCUUACAAGCGGGUGCAGUCAGGCUAUUGAGUUGGCGAUUGGUGUGCUGUGCAACCCUGGUCAGAACAUCUUGGUACCCCACCCAGGCUUCUCUCUGUAUAAAACACUGGCAGUCUCCAUGGGUAUUGAUGUCAGACUCUACAAUUUACUGCCUGAGGAAUCCUGGGAAAUCGAUCUCAAACACCUGGAAUCAUUAAUUGAUGAUAAGACUGGCUGCAUUAUUGUCAACAAUCCUUCUAACCCCUGUGGGUCGGUCUUCAGCAAAUCACACCUUCAGAAGAUCAUCGGGGUUGCUUCCAGGCACUGUACCCCAAUACUGGCUGAUGAAAUCUAUGCUGAAAUGGUCUUCUCUGGAAGCAAGUAUACCUCUGUGGCUUCUCUGAGCGCGGCUGUCCCAAUCCUGUCCUGUGGUGGUUUAGCAAAGCGGUGGCUUGUACCUGGAUGGAAAAUGGGGUGGAUUCUGAUUCACGACAGAAAAAAUUUAUUUGGCAAUGAGAUAAGGGAAGGCUUAGUCAGGCUAAGCCAGAGAAUUUUGGGGCCGUGCACAAUUGUUCAGGGAGCACUGGAAGCCAUCAUUAAUAAAACGCCUCAAGAAUUUUAUGAUAACACCAUCAGUUUUCUAAAGUCCAAUUCAGACAUCUGUUAUAGUGCUCUGUCUACUGUUGCUGGCCUCAGACCAAUCAAGCCGUCAGGUGCCAUGUAUCUGAUGGUUGGAAUCAAUAUGGAGCACUUCCCAGAGUUUGAGAGUGACGUGGAUUUCACAGAGAAGUUAAUAGCAGAGCAGUCAGUCUUCUGCCUUCCUGCCACUUGCUUUGAGUACCCAAACUUCUUCAGGAUAGUGGUGACGGUGCCUGAGGAUAUGAUGUUGGAGGCAUGUACCCGGAUCAGGGAGUUCUGUGAACAGCAUUACCAUCUGUACCCAGACAGCAUUAUACAAGACACAGAGCGUGACAAGUGAAGAGUGCUUAGUGCUGCUGCUGGAAACAUGGAACACUCGAUUUCAGUCAUAUUCAACUCAGCUCCAGCUACAAGGACAGAUAGGCAUCUGCCCAUCUAAAUCUGUAUAUCAACACUUUAGUGAAACACUUACAUCAAACGAGGACCGUGUGAAUCUACUCUGACCUACCAAAAAUAUAUUAAACACUUUAUACUUUGUGCUGUCCCCAUCUCCCUUGGCUUUUGUGAUCAAACGUCCAGGGCAUAGAUUCAUUGGCAAAUCUGUUUUGGACAAGACUGAGGUGCUUAAUUUACUCAUAGCCAGGUUCAAUUUGGUGUGGAGUUUCAAAAUUUUUUGGUAAAUAAGAAUUAAGUAAGAACUACUUUUCAUGAUAUCUCACCUGACUGGCUGAGCAUUUGGAAGCUAUAAAUUAGGAAUAGCUUGUUCAGUUUUCGUGAAACUAUAUGGGAAUUAAUUAUGUUUUUUUUUUUUUCAUAGUAAUAGUGGUUGCUCUAAUAAUGUAGUUACUGCUAAAAUUCAAAAGCUUUUGAAACACAUUUUGGUCUUACUUUUGACUGUCACAUUUAAACUCUUCCUUGACUAUCCUUUGUAACCUACAAAAUGCACCUAUUUGUCUAGGUAAUUUAUACAGCAAAAAUGGUACUUUAUUUCAAGUGCAGUUAACACUUAUUAUCUUGUAUUUUGUAAGUACGAACUUUAUUGUUAUUUAAUCUUACUACGUUUAAUAUGAUGGUGCCUUGCCUCAUCGUGUUUUCUACCAAAUGUAUUUUAAAACAUUUCUAUAUGUUAAGAAGCAAUAUAAAUGUCAGAAAAAUGCUCUCAUAAAAUAAUACUACUAAAUAAUGUAUUUCUGUUAGUCACCUGAUUCAACUGCUUACUGCUAUAGUUUAUUCUCAGUAAAUGUGUGAAAUUGGUGAAAAUAGCUUUA
This is a messenger RNA of Polyodon spathula (Mississippi paddlefish), 2611 nucleotides long. RefSeq names its product tyrosine aminotransferase-like. Gene Ontology annotation, biological process: aromatic amino acid metabolic process; biosynthetic process. The transcript has 11 exons. The record is from RefSeq and is a predicted model, not a curated record. Bases 331 to 1683 code for a protein of 450 amino acids. Gene Ontology annotation, molecular function: pyridoxal phosphate binding; L-tyrosine:2-oxoglutarate transaminase activity. NCBI's taxonomy places the organism in Eukaryota, Metazoa, Chordata, Actinopteri, Acipenseriformes, Polyodontidae.